ACUGUCAGCUCUGGGUGCAACUAGUCUUGGAUAUCCUGUUGAUCGUUCCGCUCCCUCUGCUCGGCCUACUUUUCGGAAAGGUCAUUCUACCAGCCCUCGACGAGGCAGGUCUUCGUGACAAGAACGCCUGGGCAGUUGAUAGAAGAGACUUCCAAGCGCCUUCUUCCUCUACCUCCACGACAGCUGGGGGCUCAGUGGGACUGCUGGACCUGCUUCUCUCUGAAACACCUGCGGGUGGUGCAAGGCACUGCCGACGACAACACCUAAUCACUGCAGUGGGCGCUUUAGGCUCUCAGCUUGGAUGGCCAGCCUGGGUGGACUUCUAUCAGCGUCAUCGUUACGUUUCGAACGCUGCCGCUGCCCCCGUCGAUGUCGCUCUACCGAGAUCUUUGGAGCCGAGAGUGGUCGAUACGACAAUUACAACGGAGGCAAAACAGACCCCUCCACCUUCUCGGGAGACAUCUCCAAGUAGGGAGCCCAUGGAACUACCUAAUGCGCCUUCAAAGGAAGAAGAGACUUCCAUCAUUCAGACGGGCCUUACCUCGAACCGUAGGGAGUUUGUUGAAAACCUGCGACGUAGAGAGUACGGUCGCGGUGUGGAGCUGGAUGAGACCGCUAACAAGUUGCUACAGCUCUACGAGAGAAGACUAUCCAGGAGUCUGGCCCACCUCUCACAGGAACUCUACGGUCAACCGGGGCACUUUUUGCUGGAACUCAUUCAGAACGCCGAUGACAAUACCUAUGCGGAUGAUCGCGGCAGCAACAACGACGGCGGUUCAGUGCCGAGCAUUGAGUUCUACCUGUACACGGCGGACGACAGUACCACCACGUCAGCCUCCCUCUUCGUCCGUAACAAUGAGGCUGCCGGGUUUAGUGAGGCGGACAUUUCGGCGCUGUGCGAUGUGGGUGUCAGCACGAAAAUGGCUCAACGUGAUCAGAAGACGGGUGAGCAUGAGAUACCGGUUUUGGCCAUCAACCAGCCUUAUUCUCCUUCCGUACUCAGGCCCGUUCGCUCGUCUGAUUAUUCUGACUGCAAACUGUUUGCAUCUAACUGCAGGACAUAUUAA
Dibothriocephalus latus is the source of this 1067-nucleotide messenger RNA. The record is from the annotation of a GenBank genome assembly. Lineage: Eukaryota; Metazoa; Platyhelminthes; Cestoda; Diphyllobothriidea; Diphyllobothriidae.